ACUUUUGUUUUGGGGGACUGCAAAUGUGGAGUACGUGUGAUCGAAUACCAAAAAGCUACAUAAAAAAGCUACCCUUAUACUGUAGCUGCGAGCGUGGAGUGGCACUUUAUGACAUUGCGUAAUCACUGCCAGAAAGCAGGUCGAGUACAUCCGCCGGAUGGACCGGGCGGCUCCAGAAUCUUACAUAGCGGAGUUAUUUCCCCACAGACCCCCGAUGGCAAUAGCGGAGACGCAAAUCGUCAUAUUAAAAGUCAUUGUAGCGGCACAAUUUUUUUCAAGCUGUUAUUUUAAGGUACAAAUGUUACAUAGUGUUGCUUUAAUACAUGUCGGAAGUUGGCUGAAGGGUUUCUGAACCACUCCCUUGGUGAGAAAUGGCCCCCUCUGUUGUCCAGUUUAAUUGUUCACCAUCUGUUCCCGCCUAGAUACAGUGGCGGUAAAUCGGGUUGCCUUAAAGCUUCUCAAAGCACUGACAAAUCACACUACAGAAUUAAAUAAACGUCAUGAACGUCGAAUUCUAUAGCUUUGGGCUGCUUGUCAAAGGUUUAUAAUGGCACCAAAUAUUGGGAGGUAACAUCAGAAUGUAUUUCUUUUUUACAGCUCCUAUGAAGCACAGAAAUGGAGAUUUCGUCAACUUUGAACCUCGUCCCAGUCGCCGCAACGGAAACGCAUCCUACAAUACAGUAUAUAAUCAACAACAACCUAAAGAAGCUCAAAAAAAUACUUAAUCCCGAUAACAUCAAUCAACAUUACCCAUGCAAAGAGUGGAAUGACUGUUUAACCCCACUGAUUGCUGCUGUUGUAUUUCACAGCAAGGCUAUUUUCACUUUGCUUUUGGAACAAGGUGCAGACCCAAACGGGAUUUCCCAAAAUGGAUGUACAGCUUUGCAUUAUGUUUCACUAGCCAAAGCACCUGUUGUUUUUGUGGAGAAACUGCUUAAAGCUAAAGCUGAUCCAAAUGGAUGUAAUCCCAUGCAGCGAUUCACACCGAUGCAAACUGCUGCCAUCGAGGACAGGGAUGCUGUCGUGAAAGUGCUCAUUUCUGCUGGGGCACGGGUAACAUUGUUACCCGCCAAUCAUCCUGAUCUCAAUAAAAAGAUAUCUCGGAUGAUUCAUACGCUUGCAUCGAAAGGAGAACGAUUUUGCUCCAAAGUCAGAUACUUUCUGGAUAUGGAAAUUGCUAUGGUGGGAUUCACCUGAAGAAGUGUUCACAACGUUUGACAGUCACAUGAUGUCGGAGGAUCCCCGUUACCAUCUGACCAUGAUUGAAAUACUUUUUAAUGCAACUGGGAAAGAUGCAGAAAAAUACCGCCAGGGAAGUGUUAAUUGGCUGAAAGACACUGAAAGACAGAACUCCUACAUUGUAGAUGCAGUCCGACGCUUUCCAAACAUUACUCCACCAUAUUUAAAGAUGGCCAUUGACAGUUUACAUGCAGUAUUCUGUACAAUGGAAGAUAUACCAAAUGAGCAAGCACUAGGUAUAAUCCCUCAACUACUGAAACAGCUUUGCCUCCUGCAGGAGAAUGCUGUUUUAAAUCAAGCUCUUCUGCAAACACUAUAUGUGAUAACACAGAAAACAAACAGCAAAAAAAGCUGGGAUCCCAACUUUAUUGAGACGUUAUGCAAAACAGUUGCUCCUUUUGUAAAGGACCAUCACUCCUCUGACAUUAGAGUCUUUGCAUAUGGCAUAUUUGCAAGUUUAAUAUCAGUUGAACAUGCAGCCUCCAUCAUUACAUCGGCGGGGAUAACUUCAGUCCCUGAGUGCGUGCUGACAUCUGCAGAUAUGAAAAUGAAUGACAAGCUGAAAGAAUCGCUUCGACGACUGAAAAGUCAUUUCAGCAAACCACACAUGGAAUGUGCAAACCUUGCAGCGUUGCCUGGACCCAGUAAAAAGAAGAAGAAGAAGAAAAAAAAGGGAAAGUCAGAAAAGCAAGAAGAGCCAAAUGAUGAAGUGCACACUGCCUUUACUGAUCCAAAAGCAGCUCCGAUUGAGGAGUCGACUUUAAAUGUAAAGCCGAUUCCCUUCAGUGUCUCUGUGUCUUCAAAAACACAGAAAUGGCAACAAACCAGCAAGAGGUGGAGGGAACAGUUAGAGAAGCUGCAGGGCACUGAUGAAGGUGAAGUAAACAGAAUUGGGAGCAUGAAAUAUGUGGAUGAUGUAAAAUUCCGCAUUGCAAAGGGUAGUGAUGGUACUGAAGUCUUCUUGGGGCUGAGAGAUGAUGGCACUGAAGUUGCCAUUAAGAGAAUGUCUAAAUGCAACUAUAAAGUGCUGAAGAAUGAGGAGGGAUUUCUACGACUUCCAGAGCUUGAUCAUCAGUCCAUUGUGCGAUAUGUUGAUGCAGCGGAGGAUAAGAACUUUGGAUAUCUUGGUCUUCAACUUUGUGAAUGCACCCUGGAAGAAUACAUCAAAGAUAAAGAUGAUUCUCUGCUGAUGAAGAAACUUGUCCUUCAAGUCCUCGAGAGUUUACAGGUGCUUCAUUCUCGAGAUCCUCCAAUUCUCCACCGGGAUCUCAAGCCACAGAAUGUUCUGAUCGAUGUUCAGGGGAGGGCCAGACUGGCUGAUUUUGGCAUCAGUAGACGGCUUGUCAAAGAUCAAACAAGUUAUCGCACAAGCAGAGCAGGAACACAAUGCUGGAUGGCGAAGGAGACUUUAGCAAUAGGAGACAUACCAUACAAGUCAAGCACUGAUAUACAGGUGGCCGGAAUGCUCAGUUAUUACAUCCUCUCUGGAGGACACCAUCCUUUUGGGGACCAAUUCUUUAAAGUUGAGAGCAACAUUUAUGAAGGACUCUACACUUUGGACCUCGUUCAAGACGUGGUGGCAAAGGAUCUCAUUGAGUGGAUGAUCGAUAAAGAACCAAAGAACAGACCUCAAGUGGAACAAUGCUUGAGUCAUCCCUUCUUCUGGAUCCCCAAAAAGAGAGUUCAAUACCUCGUAAAGAUUGGCAACAAGGAUGAAGCGAAAAAGUCUCGAACGGCUGACCAGGAACUCCUUUGUUCAUUGGACAAAUGGGCCCCAGAGGGAUCCUUCAAACAGUGGAAAACAAAAUUUUCCUCCGAGUUGGUCAAAAAGUUGGACGGCAAGAACAAAGCCUACGCUGACAACACACUGGGAUUACUGCGCUUCAUACGGAACCUCAUUGACCACCAUGCCGUGGAGGCCGCUAAAGUUGACGUGUUGGCGCUAUUUCCUGAUCUCUUUGGAUGUGUUUUCAAGUUUGCCAAGACCAAAGGGUGGAAUUCAGAGAUCCCCUUGAAGGAAAUGUUUCAAAGAGAAGACAUCAGCAUCAGCUUUACAAAGCUGACAAUACGCCCUGAUGCUGAUCUGGGUGUCCCGGUUCAAGAGUCUCAACCCGGGGACCUGAAGUGAAGUUUAAAUCAAAAUGGCAGAAAGACUUUAAGCAGUCAGCGAUGGAAAAAACACAGACAAUUCUGAUGUUAUACUUUCUAAUCGUUGUGGUGUCUAGCCCAUGGCCCAUUGGAAGAAUUUGGCAAAAAGACAGCACAAAAAUGAAGUCUAAUAGAUAUUUUUCACACAUUACAUUGUCUGACUUAAAAUAGAAGAAAAAGCACAUGUGUUAUUAAUAUCAUUAGCAAUGCCUCGGUUUCCAGUAAGCCGUGACAAGGACCCUGAAACCAGAGCAGCAAUGGAAAGCAGCCAUAAUUAAUUGUAUUAUUUUGUCUUUUUCCUAAUGUGACAUGUCUAUUAUACACAGAACUAUUUUACGGAAAGUGACAGCAACAGUAAGUAUAUUAAAAAAUAAGGCUGUCGUACUAUUUUUAAGGGACAUUUUCUUUUCAUAUUAUGUCAUAUAUUGUAUCCCUUUACCAUUAUCCUACGGAACUAUUUUACUUUGAUUCCGUUACCUUUUCAGAUGGUUGUAGUUGCUAGUUACUUCACAAAAUACCUAACUACUUCCACAUUUGAUUCUUUGUUUGAGAUUUUACUGUUAUUUUUUUCUAUCAUAUUACAAUUUUAAAUGUUAUAUUCUUGCUCAUUUCUGUGGUGGUUAAAAUGUUUCAAAUUGGGUGCUUCCAAAACAUAUAUACAUAGGGUGUAUUAAACUUUUACAUUGUCUUAUAUUCGGCUUAAAUUACAUCGACAAAGCUGAUUGAGAGGGCACACAAAGCUCUCUCCCUCAGACAAGGGUCAACACCGCCAGACAGAGAUAGACCCAGCGGCCUUGUGCUGUAAAAUGUUAUAUUCUUGCUCAUUUCCAUGACAUUGCUUCAAUAUAUCGGUCGAAAAGACAACAAAGGAAUGGAUAUAAUGAACUGUAAAAUAUUAUAUCCUAUACUGAUUUCUUUCACAAAAAGGAAAAAUGUUGUUAUUACUUUUAGUUUUUUGAGCUAAUGGGCCUUAUCCCAUGACUUGUGACCAAAGCCUUUCAGAAUGAUUAUCAGAGGAGCAAAGAGGUUCAUUCUGUUUGACAAUAUUGAAUGUUGACUUCCAAGAUACAACAUAUACAUAAAGCAUGGCCUGCAAUACCACUACAUGUUUUUCCCACAAAAACCUAAACUGUCUUUGCAUGUCCUAUAAUUUUUUUUUUUUUACUGCAUCUUUCUAGACCAUGCCAUUCAAAAAAGGAUUUUUGCCACAGUCCUUUUAUAUAUUUUUUAACUGUCUCAUUAAGCGCACGUUAUUGUAAAUAAAUAAAAACAUAAUGGAACAUGCAUACUUUAUAACAUGAUGACACGGUUUUAAGCAGAUUGAGUGUCUCUCUGAACAUGUACUGUAAGUAAGGGUAUCAAAAUAAACGGGGGAAAUUGUAAGAUUUGUUUUCAUGAUGUUUCUGAUUAUAGCACAACCUUAGUUGAAGGUCAAGUCUCCAUUCUCAAUUACUGUUUGUACUUGAUUAAUUAAAGAAAAGUUGGAAUAUUUUUUCUUUAAUGUGAUGUUAAAAUAUUUCUCUAUGAAUCACAGUAACUGGAUCAGACCAGUUUAGAUACUGUAUACCCCCACACUUUGUUUUCAGGAUUUCUUGUUGUGAAAGGGGUGUAACUUUCAGAUGUGUAUGAAUGAAUAUGAUGCCUUUUCAAAUGUUGAGAAGCUUAUGCCACAGACUACCCUGAGUAACCGUCUGAUACUUUUCGCUUGCAAGCAUUAAACGGAUAAAGACAA
Molecule: messenger RNA, 5119 nt
Organism: Pseudoliparis swirei
Lineage: Eukaryota; Metazoa; Chordata; Actinopteri; Perciformes; Liparidae
Product: serine/threonine-protein kinase/endoribonuclease IRE1-like
Exons: 6
Coding region: 1226-3367 (713 amino acids)
Biological process (GO): protein phosphorylation; IRE1-mediated unfolded protein response; intrinsic apoptotic signaling pathway in response to endoplasmic reticulum stress
Cellular component (GO): IRE1-TRAF2-ASK1 complex
Molecular function (GO): protein serine/threonine kinase activity; ATP binding; RNA endonuclease activity
Source: RefSeq, a predicted model, not a curated record